Messenger RNA from Cheilinus undulatus (humphead wrasse), 3998 nucleotides. Its product is annotated as neurocan core protein-like. The coding region runs from base 11 to 3949 and encodes 1312 amino acids. Gene Ontology annotation, molecular function: hyaluronic acid binding; calcium ion binding. The record is from RefSeq and is a predicted model, not a curated record. The transcript is spliced from 15 exons. Lineage: Eukaryota; Metazoa; Chordata; Actinopteri; Labriformes; Labridae. Gene Ontology annotation, biological process: cell adhesion.
GUGCAGCAGGAUGCAGGGUGGACUGUCUGUGUGUGGACUGAAGCCCCUGCUGGCCCUCCUUCUGCUUCAAACUCUGUGCUGUGAUGUAACCAAGGCAGACAAUGUGGUGAAUAUGAGGAAAGUGACCCAUCAGACCAUUAGUGAGGAACUGUCCGAAACCGUUCUCCUCCCCUGCCUCUUUACCCUCCGCCCCGGUGCCAGUUCAUCCCAAGAACCCCCCAGGAUCAAGUGGACCAAGGUUUGGGGCCAGAGAGGCUCUGAUGGCCUGCAGAAGGAACAGUCUGUCCUGGUGGCUAAAGACAAUGUAGUCAAGGUGAAGAAGUCCUUCCAGGGUCGUGUAACUCUGCCUGGUUACAAUGAGAACCGUUACAACGCCAGUCUUGCUCUAUCAGGACUUCGCUCCAGUGACGCUGGUCUGUACCGCUGUGAGGUCGUGGUGGGCAUCAAUGAUGAGCAGGACACGGUUCCCCUGGAGGUCACAGGUGUGGUGUUUCACUACAGAGCCCCUCAUGACCGCUAUGCCCUGUCCUUCACUGACGCUAAGAGGGUUUGUGUGGAGAACUCAGCAGUCAUCGCAACUCCAGGCCAGCUGCAGGCUGCCUUUGCUGAUGGAUAUGACAACUGUGAUGCUGGCUGGCUGUCUGACCAGACUGUACGGUAUCCCAUCCAGUCACCUCGGCCUGGCUGCUACGGGGAUCAAGAGGCUUUGCCUGGAGUCCGUAACUACGGCCUUCGGUCCACUGAUGAGCUAUUUGAUGUCUACUGCUUUGCUAAGCAGCUUCAAGGUGACGUCUUCCGCUCUGCCGUUCAGGAGAAGUUGAAUCUGGCCACAGCCUCCACCCACUGCCAUUCCCUGGGAGCCCAGCUGGCCACCGUGGGGCAGCUCUACCUGGCCUGGCAGGCCGGCCUGGACCAGUGUGAUCCCGGGUGGCUGGCUGACGGCAGCGUCCGCUACCCCAUCAACAUCCCAAGGAAGAACUGUGGUGGAGAUGAGCCUGGGGUGAGGACUGUCUACAACAACCCCAACCGUGCUGGCUACCCCGACACCACAGCUCUGUUUGACGCCUACUGUUACACAGCCCGUCAGCCAGCAGGGGUCCAGGCUGCAGCAUCACAGACUUUGUACCAGACCACCAUCCCAGCAGCAGAGGACAUCUCCUCAGUCGCUGAGGCUCAGCAUGGUGCUCCUUUAUCAAAGACUUCUAUCUGGACUAGUCUAGUUGAUUUGUAUGACCCAGAACUCAAUUCCACUGCAGGAAUGACCAACUCUUCUGAGAUCUCUGAGGACCAGGUAGUUAGGUAUUUAAAGUCAGUAGAGAGCUGGGAUAAAAAACAAGAUGGACCCAAAAAAAUAAAGCUCAUCCAGGAGGAACCUGAUGACAAAAAUCACAACAAUACCUCAGCCUCAUCUAACCACGGAGGGUCUGCUCACAAGGACGAAGACCAAGGACAUUUUAGAUCUACGCUACCCCCUGUAAUGACUUCCUCUCCCCAGUCUCAGACCAGCAACAGUGUAAUGGCUAAGUUUGUUAACUCUCUGAUGAAGCCCUUUAAGUACUUGAGAGAAACUGAAGGUGUGGAGAACACUGAAAAUAAAUCUCCAGAGUAUGUAGAAAUAACAGGAGAGAACCAGAGUGUUCCAAAACUCACUGGAAUGGAUAACGCCAUCAUGGAGCACAGGAGUCGUAGUUCUUCUUUCAGGGCUCCUACCAGUGGACGACAGAGUCCAGAAGAGGGUCUGUCUGUGCAGGAGAAAGAGAUGACACCACUGGUUCGAUUAGUGCCUGCAGUCCAAAUCACAGGGCAAAGAGACACCAGCACUCAGCCAGGAGAACGAGCCUCCAUCACCUCUGCUGACCACGGUACAUCUGCUGUUAAUGGCUUCACUGCAUCAGGUCCCAAUGAGAGAUCACCCCCCAGUGAGCAUGUCAACAUAUCCAAACCUCAGGGUCCUGGGGGAAGCUCAACCAGCAGCUAUUUUCAUUGGACCAUCAAGUCAAUGCUCGGUCCCAAAGUAGGGCCGCCAGGAAAUGUGGCCCAUGUGGGCAAACGCCCCACCUGGGAACCUAUGGAGGCCAAAGCAGGACCUCUCGAGGUAAUCCCACUGCCCAAUUCCCUUAAACAGGACAAUCAUGAAAACUAUUUAGGACAGGAGAGGGAACAGGACAGAGAUGAUGCUAACACUCCAUCAGCUGCCAGAAAUACAUCAGGGGAGGAGAGGGAAGAAGAGGGGAGUGGAGAAGGGAACAACUUCCCUGCUGGGUUUGGAUUCAAGCUCAACAACAUGGACAGCAGUGGUGUCAAACUGAGCCAAAAAGAGACUUCACUAGGCCAAACAGAGACUCUGUCCAGUUGGCAGCUGUUCCAACAACCCACCACCACACCUCAGAGCUCCCAUGACACAGCAGAGGAGGCCAAAGGAGAGAUCCUCUAUGUCUACAGGCCCACAGAGAACCUAUCAUCUGCGUCUUUACAAAGAGAAAAGGGUGGUUCAAGUUUUGCGUCAGGAGGAACAAAACAGGUGUGGAAUGAAAAGGAGGCGUCUUCUUCUCCUGAAGCUUUAGCGGAGGUACUGACGACCGCUGAGCUGACCAUAGUGGAGCCUCUGACAACCACAGAUACUAAGAGGACAGAUCCUACCACCACAGCAACAUUGGAAAAUCCUUCAGAUAAAGCCACCACCGAGUAUCCAUCAAGUUCUAUUUUUAGGGAGGAGAAGAAACUUUCAGGCAACCCCUCAGCUUCUCAAACACCAAGUGAAGAAUCUCAGACAUUUACAGGGGUCAUUUUGCUUGCAACCUUUGCCUCCGACUCUAAUGGUGCAACAGAAAUGGAGUCCAGGUCUGCAGUGACUGAGUCUUUCAUUGCUGGAAGUCGGAGGACUCCUUUCAAAGUCAGCACAAAAUCAGAGGAAAAUAAAUCAACUGUUACAGCAGACAAGAAAGACACCAAAACAUCUAACAACCCCUUUGGAUUUCUUGUGCCCGACUGGGCCUUUGGACUCAUCCCCUCAGUUGAUAAUAACCCCUGCCAGGCCAAACCGUGUCUGCAUGGGGGGAGCUGCCUGCAGGAAGGAGACGGCUAUAGCUGCUACUGUCCUGCCGGCUUUUCUGGAGAGAGCUGUGAAAUCGACAUUGAUGACUGUCAGUCUAAUCCAUGCCAGAAUGGAGGAACCUGCAUUGAUGAGAUCAACUCUUUCGUCUGUCUUUGUCUACCCAGCUAUGGAGGAGCUACCUGUGAGAGAGACACUAAAGGCUGCGAGCACACAUGGAGGAAGUUCCACGGUCACUGCUACAGGUACUUCAGUCAGAGACACACCUGGGAGGAUGCUGAGAAGGACUGCAGGGAGCACAGCGGACACCUAGCCAGCAUCCACAGUCUGGCAGAGCACAAUUUCAUCAGAGGAAUGAGCCAUGACAACACCUGGAUUGGGUUAAAUGAUCGCACAGUGGAGGAAGACUUUCACUGGACAGACAAGACAGACCUGCUUUAUGAAAACUGGCGUGAGAAUCAGCCUGACAACUUCUUCGCUGGAGGAGAAGACUGCGUGAUUCUGAUUGCUCAUGAGAACGGCAAAUGGAACGAUGUACCCUGCAACUACAACCUUCCCUACGUCUGCAAGAAGGGAACAGUGCUUUGCGGACCCCCACCAACUGUAGAAAAUGCCUUCAUCAUUGGUCGAAAGCAUUCCCACCAUGAUGUUCACUCUGUGGUGCGCUACCAGUGUGCUGACAGCUUCCUGCAGCGCCAUGUGCCCACUGCCAGGUGUCGAGCCAACGGCACGUGGGAGAGGCCAAAAAUCAUGUGCACAAAAUCCCGACGAGCACACCGUCACCGGCGCCACCACCACAAGGGGAGGAGGGAGCACAGGAAGCACAAGAGGCAUGGCCACAGAGAGGGAGGACACCACAGAGGAGAGGGGCAGAGCCACAACCGCACCCACUUUUAAACCAAAAAAAACGUUCCUUUAGCUAAAUCUUCAGCGGCCAACUGCAGUU